AUGCAGGAAUUCCAGCUUCCCCGAUCGGACCCAUCUGCACUCAUCAGAUCCAUGUGCAUUCAUCAGAUCCAUGUGCAUUCAUCAGUGCAGGCGCAAUCCGCCUCCAUGAAACUGAAUCCGAACGAGACGGGCAUUGCCCCUCGGAAAACUGCUGGCGACAACAAAGAAGCAAAAUGGAGUUCUCUCAUCUCUUCGUCCUCAUCUCUCGGUCCCAGCAACGCCCUUCGGAGUCCAAUAGCAUUUCGUCCGAACAGGUUCGCACACGCGCGUCCGCACCCAGAGGCCGACGCAGAUGCGGACGCGGACGCGGACGCAGAAGCAGAUCCGGACGCGGAUCCGCUCUACAGCGACCCACCGGGCGGGAGGCGGAAGAACAAAUACGGGACGAACCGGAAUAACGGAGAACGGACCGCGACCCAUUUCGGAGGGAUCGGACGUCGUCGAUGA
Darwinula stevensoni is the source of this 447-nucleotide messenger RNA. The record is from the annotation of a GenBank genome assembly. NCBI's taxonomy places the organism in Eukaryota, Metazoa, Arthropoda, Ostracoda, Podocopida, Darwinulidae.